UAGUUCUAUUUCCCUCUAUUAGUUCAAUUUCAAGGGGAAUCCUCUUUCAUCUCUAAUUGCUCAUUAGAGCGUCUGUUGCCGGGAGGUCUGCCUCUGAUUGGACGCGCCGCUGCAGUUGGCGUGCUCCGAUUGGCCAGUCGACCUCUCCGCCGUGCACGCCGCUUCCGGUGUCCGUGUGCGCGCAGGCUCAGUUCGCUCGUCUCCGCUCUUUUAUUUACUCUCGCUCAUCUAAGAUGGCUGUUCGGAGCGCCUCGGUCCCGCGAGCCUAGCGAUCGAGGAUGUGUGUGCCUCCAAAAUCAACUCUCACCCGGCCAUCUCUUCCCCCAAGCAUCCGCCCGUGAGGUGCGGAGGGACUCUUGUAUCCGUAAAGCCUCCGAACGCCCCUUUCAUCCGGCUUGAAGCUCUUUAAAUCAAGUUGUUUGGCGAAGUCAAGCCGCACCACUGAGAGAGUGAGUGCGACCAAGAGCCCUGAACAUCCAAAUGGCCGAACCGAGAAAAGUGCAGUUUGUCACCCUGUCGGCCCUGGCCGGCGGUCAGGGCGCGGAGGGCUGGAGACGGCGGCUGGAGGAGGACGGGGCCGCGGAGAUGAGCUUUGACAGAGAGGGCAGGAUGAAGAUGACGGGCACCGGGGUGACGGCUCCUGCGGGAGACCGCGGGGGUUUGAUCGGGAAGAGAGACGGCGAUGAGCCCAAAGGGAAGAAGACAGUGCGGCUCAAUCUGUGUCUGUCCGAGCCCAACGAGCAGUGCUCGGCCGAGUUCAACUACAGCGAGCUCAUCCAGUCUCAACAGGCCAAGAAGAAUCCACCAGGUUCUAUGUCUUCCUUGGAUCUGAACAACCCCUUCAACGACGAUGAGAGAGAACGUCUAGAGGUCGAGGCUUUGGCUAAAAAGUUUGAAAGCAAAUAUGGUAACGCAGGGAAAAAGAGGCGGAAAGAUCGGAUGCAGGAUUUGAUUGACAUCGGCUUUGGCUAUGAUGAGAGUGACCCCUUCAUAGACAACUCGGAAGCUGUGAGUGGGCUCUUACCAUGGCAACAGACAUCCGUCACUACAGAGAUGAUCGAUUGCCAUUUAACAUGCUGUUUACCAACUCCAUUUCAUUGUGCUCUGAACUUAAAGUAUGAUGAGCUUGUACCAGCAUCUCUGACAACCAAGCUUGGAGGAUUCUACAUCAACACCGGUACAUUACAGUUCAGAGCUGCCUCAGAAUCUGAAGGAGAAGAGGGAGCAAAAGAUGAAAAAUCCAGAAUGAGAGAUGGAGAGGAGCCACUGAUAAAGAGAAGGAAGACGAAAGAUGUCGCAAGUGUAGAGGAUAAAAAACCAAGAAGGAACAAUGUAGCCAAACAAGGAGUGGCUGCUCUCAACCUUCACCGUCCGGAGAAAAAGAAGAGGAAGAAACUGAUGAAGGAUUCACUCUGUCUGGCUGCAAUGCUUCGACGUUUCACACGAGAGAAGGAAGAAAUGCGGAAACGGGACCCCAACGCGUCUCAUCUGGGCCCUGGUCUCCCCAGCACCCCCAGCUCCAACAACUUACCGCAGAACUCACAUCUCCACGGCAACGCCAACAACGACCUUCCGCUUGCCGAACUGACGGCCGACCCCGCCAUGAUGUCAUUGCUAGGUUCAGCCAAUGAAAGCGAGCUUCAGGAUCUCAUGCGGGACCUGGACUUCAGUUUUUUAGACGCAGUGCCCCAGAUGCCCCCAUCAGGCAGGGAGAAUGGGCAGAUCGGGGUGGGUUCGUCAGCUGGGCACAAGAUUGGUGGAGGUGGGCUGAGUCGAGGGCAGGGAGGGCUCAUCUCUCCUCCGCCUCUCCCAGAUGGACUUCCUGCACCCUUGAUCAAACGUAUAGAAGACCUAAGGGCUGCAUCCAGGCAAUUUGAUCAGGAAGGCAGAAAGAAAUUCUUCACUCUGGAUAUGAAUAAUAUCUUGCUGGAUAUUGAGCUGCAGGUUCAGGAGCAGCCGGCAGACGUGCGUUCGCAGGUGUACUCUCACCUGGAGGCUUUUGUGCCCUGUAACAAGGAGGCGCUACUCAAACGACUCAAGAAACUGAGCCUCAACAUCCAGGACGACCGUCUGCGAACACCCCUGUUAAAACUCAAACUAGCCGUGUGCAGUGUGAUGCCAGAGCAGAUCGCCAGAUAUAACAUGGAUUGCAUGGCAAAAGCUGCUUCAAAGCAUCAAACUGAGGAAGCAGAGAAGAAUGGAUCAGAGGAUGAUGAUGAAGAGAAACCAGGAAAGAGGGUGAUGGGACCAAGAAAGAAGUUCAUAUGGGAUGACAAACUCAGGACUCUGUUGUGUAACCUGGUGCGCGUGAAGUUGAGCUGUUAUGAGCUGGAGCAGUGCUCUCUGUCUGUGGAGGACUAUCUCAAAUCCUUCAUGGAGAAUGAAGUCAAACCCCUCUGGCCUAAAGGCUGGAUGCAGGCCAGGAUGCUUUUCAAAGAGAGUCGUGGGGUACACGGUCACCUUACAGGCCUGGGCAGGAAAAGGAUUGUUACAACCCCAAAAGCUGCCAAAAUGACGGAGGUCGGCUGGACGCAGAGACCAGCUCCAGGUGUUGGAACCACUUCUGCCUCUCCUGCCUUACCUGCUCCUGCGUGCAUACUGCCCUCCUCCCCCUCUGAACCCAUCUGCCUCUCUGAUUCAUUGGAUGAGGAUCUGGCUGCUAACUCUCUGGACUCCAUUUCUCAAGCUCUCGCUCUCCUCAGCAAUGCUGCCAAGGGUCUGACGUCAAACAACGGCGUUCCUGCCUCCUCUCCUGGAAUCACCGGAUCCUCAUCUGGGGUCAGCCACUACUCCUCUCCUCUCUCACAUUCCACCCUUCCAGCAAAAAUGGAGCCUUCGGGUGUCUCUCUGGCAAAUAUGAACAGUCUAUCUACCUCUCCCUCCCUCUCCUCUCCUUUCACCUCAUCUCCUUCGUCUUCCAUACGAGGAGAGACCUUUGGGUUGCUAAAGGACAGUGGGUCCUUGCAGAGACACCUGGUGACACCCACUCACAGAGCGGGAUUGAAUGUGGGACAGUCUGCUAAGCCUCGCCCACCCCCUACAGCCUCACCCCUCUUGCCUCCACAGCAGAGGUCUUUUGGGGUGAUGGGAGUGAAGCAGAGUCAGACUCCGCACCCUAUUGGACAGGUGAAGAACUGUGGUAACAAAUCUGGUACUGGCGUCAACGGAAUCUCUGGUACUGUGGUUUCUCAACAGCCUCGUAUGAACACUCACCCCUCUCAGAUGAACGCCAAGAGCCCUCAACAGUCACGGGUACCCAACUCUCCCCCUCUGACGCCCUCUUCCCCUUCCACCCUGUUGUUGCAGGCCAAGACUCCCACUAUGCCACACAGCCAGUCAAACUUUAUUACGCCCAUGCAAGCCACACUCACCAAGUCUUCCCACAGUAGCAGCUCUCCCAUCAUCAAACUCACACCUCGGCCCCCUGCCCCGACUCCUCCUCCCUCUUCCUCUCCCUCGCCUUCAUUAUCGCCCUCCCCGACUCAUCCGAGACCCCAAAUGAUAACCAGCCCACACCAGUACAUUCCCAAGAGCCCGGGGUUCAGACCGCCGUUCACCGCACAGGGAUCUGGAGUCAAAUCCGGAUCAGGACAAGCGAGCUACAGUUUUGCGGGCGGACAGAAAUCCACUAGUCCAUCAAGUGGUGGUUCAGGCAACACCAUUACUACCCCAAUGGCCAAACCCCUGUCUGCAAGUGUCCAGGACUGCAGCCCCUCCGCUUCAGCAGUACCAGCCAAUCACACCCAGCGUCAGAGGACAGUAGGAGGGACUAGUCAGAGUGCCAAGUCGUCAACAAGUCGGGCAUCAGCCAUGACGCUACCCUCUCCUCCAGUCUCCAAUCACCUGGCACAGGGGUCUACAUCGUCAGGAAGUAACCUCUUAGGCUCAGUGCCCCCCUCCCUCCCCCUGGGUUUUGGGAUGCUUGGGGGUCUAGUGCCCGUUUCCCUACCCUUCCAGUUCCCCUCGCUUCUCAAUUUCAACCCCACAGGCCCUGGAGUUCCUGGCUGCAGCAACAUGGGGGCGUCACCCACCACAAACUCAGGAUACACCCUGGCACAGAAUCUGUUUAAGAGUCUGCAGCUAGGGUCUCAGGUUGCUCUACCUCCCCACUUGCAGCUUGCUUUCUCAGAUGCAAACCAAAGUCAGGGGGGAGACACAAAGAGGAAGCCCCACUGACUGCUGUAACCAGAAUGUACACUUUUGCUCUGUUGGCGACGGAUGUUUUCAGCUGCUCAGAUACUGAACGGAAAAGAUUCGUGGAUUCACAUGGAAGUGGGAGGGAUGUAAUUACAAACUUUCAUUCAGAUGAAAUUGAGGGACUUAAUUCUCAAUUAACGUCAUUCUGCUUUUAAUUGAUCAGUGUUCUGGAUGAUUGGCGUGAGCUGGGUGGGUUUUAAUUUUUAUUUUAUUUUUUGUCAACAUGUUUACACAAGACCUUAAUCACUGUGGACAUAGAGAUAAUAAGAGGAAGGAAAGAAACAAAGUAACAUAAUUUCUAUUUAAGUUAAUGUCGGCUGAAAAUGUGCAUUCCUGUGUUUAUUUUCUUAGUAGUUUUUUUUGUUUAAAACUCCUAAAGGGAUGUUAUAGUCCAACCGUUUUCUUUAUAGACUGUUAAAAUAGUAGCUAUUAAUAAUAAUACAUAUGGGUAAAUUAUUUAUCAUUUUUUGACACAGGGACAUACUAUGAUGUUUAAGGUGUGUUAGUGGAAUAAAAUGGUAUGUAUAUAAAAUAUACAUAAAUAUUAUGUGAUCUAUUUUCUUUCAAAGUCAGGAUGUAUGUUUAUCAUCUGUCGCUGUCUCUGGUGCUGUGUAUCUCACUGGACCUUGUAAAAGAAAGAAAAACUUGAGUUUAAAGAUUCAUUUAUGGAUGAAGAAUGAAUCAUUUGUGUGUGCAAGCUUUUCAUAGAGGAAAAUUAUGAGAAUAUAGCCUACUUGAAUGGUUUCAUUUUAUUGCUAAACAUCCAUAGAAAAUCUCCCUCACCUUUUAAUAAAACGCCUUUGUUUGAAUAACUAUGCAGGACUGUAGAUGCGUCAGUACAAAUGUAAGCUGUUGCUUAGCUCUCCACUUUAAACCAUUAGUGUUUGUGGGGGAUUGUGUGUGUGUGUGUUUCUACAUUUGUCUUGUCACUUUUGUCCCAAUACCUCACUGGACAGUUAGCUCUUCCUUUCAUGUCUGUGCUGCCUUUUUCACUAUCCAGCAUUUCAAAAUGUCUCGCCCUGCUCGCCAGCAUCUUCUGACUGUGUAAAAAUGGCACCAACGUUGACAGCAUUAGAUCAAGAGUUGACGAGCAACAGGUUGCGUUUGUGUGCGCUUGUUGUAACAUCCUGUCUCAGUUUCGUAGGCCAACCUUAAUGUGUGGUCGCUGGUUGUCUCUGUGGAUAUUGUGAUGGACAGAAUUUUAAGAUUGAAUGUUUAUAUAGGGCUUUUUUAUUUAAUUUUUUUUUCUAAAAAUUCUGAAUUGGGGUGGGGGUGUUUUUGACUGGAACUGGAAUAAGUAUAGGACUUCUUAUUUUGGUAGAUUAUUUUUGUCUUGAUUCUGAAAUAAAAAUGCUGUCAUUUUUGUCUCAA
This is a messenger RNA of Myxocyprinus asiaticus (Chinese sucker), 5568 nucleotides long. RefSeq names its product ubinuclein-2-like. Lineage: Eukaryota; Metazoa; Chordata; Actinopteri; Cypriniformes; Catostomidae. The transcript is spliced from 17 exons. Gene Ontology annotation, cellular component: nucleus. The record is from RefSeq and is a predicted model, not a curated record. The coding region runs from base 481 to 4176 and encodes 1231 amino acids.